GCAGUGUAGCCGGCGGGUGGUGACUUACUCCGAGGAUCGAGAGGCAGCGAGAAGAGCCGGAGACCACUGGCACUGCGUCUUCCCGGCGGUGCGGACAGGGCGCCCGGCGUGUGCGGCUGCCGGAGAGCUCGCGGUGGCGCCCCCUCCCUCCGGUCGGCUGACUUCGGGGCCGGCGCAGGUGGGCCAGGCAGGGCACCGCGGGUCUCCGGUUCCCACGGAGGCGAGCUCGCUGUCUCUGCGAGGGGGAGGGGCCAUCCUAAAAAUAUGUAAAUAUCCGAGCGCCGACUCCGCGCUGGGCCACCAGCCAAGGUCCCAGCGCCGCCGCCACCGCAGGGUGCUUUACAUGAAAAUGAGAAGCCUGACACGAUCCGCGCUCUGACUGAAGGCUGCUCGGUGAUUAGCAUGAGACUGGGCGGCUGUCCUGCUUCCUGCCCUUCACUAGCCAUUCUGCGCGCUGGAGACGGAGCAGCCGUGCCACCGUGCGCGGGGCGGGCGGCGGGCUCCGCAUCCUUGGCAGCCAUGGCUCGCGUCGCCGCCUGGGCCAGUAAGUAGGAGCAUGCAUGUGUAGGGGGCACACGUGUGUCGGCGCACCCACCUACACACGGCACCCCACCCCGCGCCUCGCGAGGAGGAAGAUUGACGAGGCGCUGCAGUCGCGGGGACGACUCGGGCUCUUCCCGGAUUCCGCAGGAGCCCGCCUGCCGCAGCCGCGGUCCGCAGAGCCUGCUCCGGCCCCUGUGCACACGCGCCCCCGGCCCGAGCCUCUGGAAUGAAGACCGCCUCCCGAGGACUGCAGGGGAGGCAGAGCCAGCCUGCGCCGGGGACUGCGGGCCGCGCGGCGGAGAGGCCCGGGGGGACACGACUCGGACGCUGUCAUCCCCACGCCUCGCACUGAGCCACCCGGUGCGGUGGGUGCGCAGCCGCCCCUCUGGCUUCCUGGGCGCCCGAUCCCGGGUCAGCCCCGGAGGCCUCGGCGUCCUCGUUUGCUUGAGCCUUUUGUGCGGUGGCUCACAGUUGGCUAAGCACUCCUGCGCUGAAUCGGGCCAUUGUCUGCGCUCCCAUUGCUUUCACGCUGCAAGUCUCGGCGCCCCCACCCCGCCCGCCCCCUCCCCGCCUCCUCCUGGCCGGGGAGCCUCCUAACGUGCCUUUCCCCCCAGGAAUCUGGAAGCUAUAAGCCGGGCGGAUUGCAAAUGAAGUGUAAUGCAUUGUGGGACGUGUGUAAAAUCGGAGCCUUCGCCGUGGGGGUGUGGGGGGGCGUGGGGAGGGCCGGACCCGCCGCUGGCGGUGUAGACGCCGACGAGGAGGGGCUGGGAAAAUGUGCGCAGAGCCCGCCCGGGUCGUGCCCGCCGUAGACUGAUGAAGCAGCGCGCUGCGCCCCGGCGCUGAGGCCCGGAGGAUCGGGGCAGCAGGUCGCCCUCCCCACCAUGAAGAAGACCCGGAGCACAACCUUGCGGCGAGCCUGGCCUAGCUCGGAUUUCUCGGAUCGGGCCUCGGACCGCAUGAGGUCCCGCAGCGAGAAGGACUACCGCCUGCACAAGCGCUUCCCCGCGGCCUUCGCGCCCCAGGCUUCGCGGGGCUACAUGACGUCAGGUGAUGUGUCACCAAUCAGUAUGUCUCCCAUCAGUCAGUCUCAGUUUAUUCCACUCGGGGAAAUCCUUUGCUUGGCCAUCUCAGCAAUGAACUCGGCGAGAAAACCUGUCACCCAAGAAGCACUCAUGGAGCACCUGACAACGUGUUUCCCAGGUGUCCCGACCCCAAGCCAAGAGAUUCUGCGGCACACGCUGAACACGCUGGUGCGGGAGAGGAAAAUCUAUCCGACCCCAGAUGGCUAUUUCAUCGUCACCCCACAGACUUACUUCAUCACUCCCUCCCUCAUAAGAACUAACAGUAAAUGGUACCAUUUGGAUGAGAGGAUACCUGACAGGUCUCAGUGCACCUCUCCACAGCCCGGAACCAUAACGCCCUCUGCCUCAGGCUGCGUCAGGGAAAGGACAUUGCCCAGAAACCACUGCGACUCCUGCCACUGCUGCCGAGAGGACAUGCACAGCAUGCACGCGUCCACUCUGCAGAGGAAACCUGCCAAGGACUGCAAAGACCCUUACUGCCCUCCUCCUCUGUGCCAGGUGCCACCCACUGAAAAGAGCAAAAGUACUGUAAACUUUUCGUAUAAGACAGAAACUCUCUCAAAACCUAAAGACAGUGAAAAGCAGUCCAAAAAAUUCGGGCUCAAGUUAUUCCGGCUAAGUUUUAAAAAAGACAAGACCAAACAGCUGGCCAAUUUCUCCGCCCAGUUUCCCCCCGAAGAGUGGCCCCUGCGAGAUGAGGACACGCCGACCACCAUCCCUCGGGAGGUGGAAAUGGAAAUCAUCAGGCGGAUUAACCCGGACUUGACCGUGGAAAACGUCAUGAGGCACACGGCGCUCAUGAAGAAGCUUGAAGAAGAAAAAGCACAGAGGAGUAAAGCUGGGUCCUCUGCCCAUCACAGCGGAAGAAGUAAAAAGAGCAGGACUCAUCGAAAGUCCCACGGAAAAUCUCGGUCCCACAGCAAGACGCGGGUGUCUAAGGGAGACCCUUCGGAUGGCUCACACCUGGAUAUCACGGGGGACAGAGAGUAUGACUUUUGCGAUCCUCUCACCAGGGCACCCAGGGAGGGCUGCUUCAUCAUCGAACACAAAGGAGAUAACUUUAUCAUGCACAGCAACACGAACGUGAUUGAGUCGCAUUUCCCCAUGACACCGGAAUGGGACGUGUCUGGUGAAUUGGCCAAAAGGAGAACUGAGAUGCCUUUUCCUGAACCUUCCAGGGGAAGCUCCCACUCAAAAGUGCACCGAAGCCACAGCCAUACCCAGGACCGAAGGUCCAGGAACGAGAGAUCCAACAAAGCCAAGGAGAGGUCCAGAUCCAUGGAUAACUCCAAAGGCCCCCUGGGUGCUUCUUCUCUAGGGACGCCCGAGGACCUUGCUGAAGGCUGUAGCCAAGACGACCAGACCCCCAGCCAGUCCUACAUUGACGACAGUACUUUAAGGCCUGCACAGACCGUCGGUCAUCAAAGGGCUCACCUUUCGUCCACAAGCUAUAAAGACGUGUGUAUUCCAGAAAUAGUCAGUGGCGGCAAGGAACCUUCCAGCGCUUGUAGCCUUUUGGAACCAGGCAAACCACCCGAGAGUUUGCCGUCCUAUGGUGAACUCAACUCAUGUCCAACAAAAACAGCCACCGACGACUAUUUCCAGUGCAACACCUCUAGUGAGACGCUGCUCACCGCACCAUCGCCUCUGGGAAAAAAUAAGGAGGACCAUGACACUCUGACCCUCACAGAAGGGGUGAAAAAGCUGUCUCCAUCUGAUAGGCAGGCCCCCCAUUCCUCCAGGGAGCCUGUAGGGCACAAGGAGGAGUCCCCAAAAGGGCCCGGUGGGGGCCCGGCCACUUCGGGUGGAGUGGCCGAAGGGAUCGCCAACGGACGCCUUGUCCAGCACCAUGGUGCCGAGCCCAGCAGCUUGGACAAGAGGAAAGAGAUAUUCAGCAAAGACACACUGUUCAAACCUCUUCACAGCACCUUGUCUGUAAACAGCUAUCACAAAUCGAGCCUGUCCCUCCUCCGAUCUCACCCGAAGACACCUACUGACACACUGCCAGGCCGAUGCGAGAAACUGGAACCUUCCCUGGGGACCUCGGCAGCACAAGCCAUGCCUGCUUCCCAGCGUCAGCAGGAGUCGGGAGGGACCCAGGAGGCAUCCUUUGACUAUUACAACGUCUCUGAUGAUGAUGACUCUGAGGAAGGGGCAAACAAAAACACGGAGGAGGAGAAAAACAGAGAUGAUGUAGGCACCAUGCAGUGGCUCCUCGAGAGGGAAAAGGAAAGAGACUUGCAGAGGAAAUUUGAGAAGAACCUCACCCUUCUUGCCCCAAAAGAAACCGACAGCAGCAGCAACCAGAGAGCCACCCAUUCAGCCCGGCUCGACAGCAUGGACAGCAGCAGCAUCACUGUGGACAGUGGAUUCAACUCCCCACGUACUCGGGAGAGCCUGGCUUCCAACACGUCAAGCAUUGUUGAAAGUAACCGCCGUCAGAACCCUGCACUGAGCCCGGCCCAUGGCGGAGCUGCUCCAGCCUUCAACUUCCGAGCAAGCACGGACCCCCCGACAAACGAAGCUGAGAAAUUACAGAAACCUUCCAACUGCUUGCAAGCUUCUGUGACUAGUGUGUGAUCGUCAUUCUGCCUCAGACCUUCUGUCUCAUUCGAUACAGCAAAGUUUACGACACUGGGACUGAUGUUUACAUCUUUGGAAAGACAAGCAUCUCAACCACAGUUUUUGUGUUUACUUAAACUGUGCUGCUAAGUAGGCUAGGGCAAAAAAGAAAAAAAAAAAAAAACAACAAAAAUCUUUAUUUCAAAGUAUUGCUUUUCACAUUUUUGGCUCUGUAGCAACUGAAUAGCAGUAGGGGUGAUAUGUAUACUUUUGCUUCACUAAUUGUAUCUGAGCACACAUAGGAAAGUCUAGACACUGUAAGUGUAAUAUGCAUUUUCAAUGUCAUACAGUUGCCAAUUCCAUUUUAAAAUGCCACAGAUGCGUGUUGCUCCCAGUCUGUGGCUAAAUGAUGCCGCAGAACUGAUCCUUGACACUUCCAAAAAAAAAAAAAAAACUACACAAAAAACUAAGCCACCACAAAAUGUCAGAUGCAAGGGUCUACCUUGAGCGAAACCAAUGCCAAACUGACUAGAAGGGACCCCAGCCCUUUGUGUGUGAGUUGUUUAUGCACCAGUCAUUUUUCACUGUGAGUUUCGUGACCUGUUCCGCAAGAGCCCAUGGAAGUGUGUGAGAAGGGGUCGUGAUGGAAAUACUGGGAGUGUUUGCUGUCAGAAUUUUGUUUUCAAGUGUAACAGAUGCUUGUCUGAUUUUUAACCUUCCAUAAUCACAAACAGGAAUAUAGGCCUAUGAAUCUGAAGUGGACAAAGGAAGGGAAUUCCAAUUCUGGCUGGGGCACAGCACUAAGUGAUGGAAGAGGUAAUGUGGACUUUUAAAAGGUGUUAAUCAAAUAUCGAAGGAAGGUAAUUUCCUCCUUGUGAUACUUAUGGUGAUCCUAUCUUACUAUAAUAGAUACAAUAAUUAGUUUGUUUAAAAGCAAAAUGUUCUUUGUGAUACAAAUGAAGAGUAUGGCCUGAGGAUGUUAUUCUUUCUAAUGGAAGGACAUAAAUCUAUUUUAUGUAGUUUUAAAUAGAAUGCCUAAAUUAGGCUGUGGGAGAUAAUUUUUAGUGGUUAUAGGAAAGAGCAAAUUUAGGGAGAGUUGAACUUCAGGCCUUUUAUUCCUGGGAAGAUAUCUAUAGAGAAAACUUUUAAAAUAAUUUUUGAUUAGAAAUAUACAUGUGCCCAUGUAAUGAAAAACAGAAUGUGCUCAUUCUGCUAUAAUCAUAAUUUGUACUCCCCUAAAAUUUAUGAAAAUAACAAUUAUGCAUACAUGAACUAUGCCAGAGUAAUGUUUACAGAUACUUUGUAACCAAUUUCAGGAGGCAUUUUUAGGUGGAUGUAUAGUUAUUCGCCCAACUUAUUUCAAAAUGGUUUGUUAACCUUUUUGCUUUGGUUUACAAUUCAUGUCGAAUACAAAGACUCAGACUCAGCAGCGAAGGGAUUACAACUAAUUCAGCUUCAAUCUUAUGGGAAAGACACGUUUCAAAGUUCCCUUGUUUUAUUUUCCGAGAACAAUGGAAUAGAUCUGUAGAUGACGGAAGUUAAGUGGUCUGACAUGAAGUUUUUUUUUAGGUUAGCGGUAUGUGCUAUUUGGAGCCAUAUACCAUAAAAAAUAUAUAUAUAUCCAAAAAUAAAUCUAAAAUAUUUUCACCUCAGAUUUCAGUAACUGGCAUAAAAUUUGUUAGACACUUCUGGUUCUGUAUUAGGCUUAAUCCCUAGCCAUCUGUUUAAAGAAUGCAGUCAUAUACAUAGUUGGACUAAUUCUUGAAACAUUUGAAUACUCCCUCAUGCUUUUUCUGUUAUUUGAAAGUUGCAUUGGGCCAAACUGGACUUUCUUUUUUGUGCUUAUUACAGUGAAACUUCCAGCACGUUUCUGAGUAAACUCCCACACCAUUGAAAUGUGUAAGCCAGUUGGCUUUUGCACUCAGGCCUUGCUUCCCCCAAGGCAUGCCUGGGCUGAUCAGAAAUGCUUUGUUUGUCUCAUUGCUUCAAUAUGUCCAGAACAACGAUGGUGUAUCUGAUAGACUGCAUAGUCUGUUUCCUUGGGGAGCUGUAUACCAUACGGUGACUAAGUUUUUCUCUCAAUUCAUUUUUUCCGAAAACCUACUCUCAAAUUUUUAUCAUACUAUCAGUUCAUAAAUAAUGUAACCAUUGAAACAAUACAUCAGCCUCUAGUUGAUCCUCUGCAAGUAGCCAUUGAAAUAAUCAAAUGCUGUGUGAACAGGAAUGGAAAGCAUUACCUUUAAGAGAAGCUUUAAGAUAGGAAUUUAUUGAUAUUUACAAAAAAUAGGUUUACAGAAGACAUUAUUCAAAUAAAAUGUGUACACUCUUUGCCUGAUGCUAUGGGGUACAUGAUUUAGAAAACAAACAGACAAACAAAAAACUCCCAUAGACCAGCAGCCAUUAGCAUAGAAGUGAUGGACUUUAAGGAUGGUACCUGUAAGCAGACGUUCCACCUAGAGAGAUUCCCAUUUGUGUCUCGUGAGGAUUCCUGAGCGGGGGAGGCGCGGCGGCGGGAAGCCCGUUACCAGUGUGACCCAAGGUGGUUCUCACCAAGACAGUGAGGUUCUCAGUGCCCAAACCCUGGGGCCCUCCCCAAGCUUCGCCAAUCUCCUUUUCCUCCAGCAAAUGCAUGGCUUUGUGUUCCAUGCCUGCUUAUCCAGUCUUAGAGUUUAUCAACUGAAAGGUUUACAAAACUGAAUCCGGUUGAAUCUCUGUGUAGCGUUCAACUUUAAAGGGUCAACACAUCUGUCGGCAUUUUGCACACUUAUGUAUUAUUAUGAUACAGCAUAUUACUUUAUGGUAAUUUUAUUUUUACAUAUAACUACCUCCAUAAAUUUGAUGAAAUGGCAGCAGUGUGUUAAAAGUGUAUUGUUCAGAAAAGCAGAGUUUAAAACUUUCUGAAACGUUAGGCCAUGGCGUUCUGUGUGUGUGUGUCGGUGAUUGCCCGUGUGGACUCAUGACUUUCCCAUUGCCGUGGCUUGCUCUUGCUGCAUUUGGCUUUCAGAUGUCAUCCUGUCUUCUCCUCUCUUCCCCACAAAAGAGCACUUGAUUUUGUUAUGAAUGAACAGAAGUUCAAAAAUUCUUGUGUCCCCCUUGCCCAUCCCUGCUAAAAGUUCUCUGGCGAAGAGCCAAUUGGUAAAUACGAUGUAGCAAGCUAUUUACUCCUAUGGAAGUCUGAUUGGAAUUCUAGGUUUUCGGUAACAGAAGACACAUGAGAAAUGUGGACUGCCAACCUUGAAGCACUUUGGGCCUCUCUGCCUUCGCUCGCAUGCUACCGUAUCGAGCCCAGACUUCACUUUAAUUAAAAGAGCUGUGCUGUGAAUCCCACAACUUCUGUUAAAUAAUUUGUAUUCCAUUAUAUAUAUUUUUGCACAUCUCAGGGGACCAUAAUGAGCAUCUGGGGGGGAGGGGUGCCAUCAAAUAGAGAGAACAAAUAGAAGAGGUGGAAAGGAACUAGCUGGGUAAAAAUAACAAAGUUCUGCUUCUCUGAUGUUGUGACGCUCAAGUUCAGGAAGCAUACAUUGAAAGUUAAUCUGGACUAACAACGAUCUGAACACCAGCUGUUCCAAAAUCUCUCUUUUUCAUAACCCAACCAGCAUUUCUAAAAUGUAAAUUUAAAUUAUAUCGCAGUCACCCUGGGGAGAAGAAACCUGUUGAGUGGAGGCGGAAGCACUGUUCCUUUUUUUAGGUUGGCACAGCUUUGUAAAAUUCGACCCAGGAUAAACCACUUACCCCCAAGUGUACUUGAAAAUAAAGUUUUUAGCUUAAAUUGUAGGCAUAUCACUCACCAUACACUAGGGAUCAUUUUUUGAAAGUCUUGCCAUUUAUAACAUGGGCAGUAUUCGGAGCUUGAUUUAAAAACCCCAACAACCAGUGAUGACUUUGCAUAGUUCAUUUUGGGAUCUCAAAGUGCUUCCAAAGCAUUCGGAUUCACAAACAAUUAACAAAGCAAGUCCUACUUGUGAUAUCCAUACUUGAAAAGAAUAAACAGAAGGAGUGACUUACGAUUACCUAGAAACACAGUGGCAGCUAUCAAUGACCUAUUUUCUAUCUGUUUGGUAGAUCAUGAGAAAUCACUAAAUACAAUGCUAUUUUUCUGAUGUGUGCUAAAUAAAGUCAAAGAAAACAAAUACAACUUUACACCUUUGUCCAUGUUCAUUCAAAAAUUUCAGGGUGUUUGGAAUUUUACACCUUAGCACACCUUACUGGUAUCGAUUUAUGAAGUGGGAGGUUAAUAAAUCUGCCCAAAUGCCAUUGCAGUCAGAGGCAGACCUGGACAUACACCCUGUUUACAGUUUCCUAUUGGGUUUCUAUAAUUCCUGUGCUAAAAUACCAUCUUUCAGGAACAUGACUGCUCCUGGCAGUGGAAGGUGCUGAAACAGAAAUUUUAAUUAAAAACUUUAUCAAGUACUCUCCACAGUGCUCCUGAGCACAAUAGAAAUUCACUAGAAUAUAUUGAGUCCUACUCAGGAGGAUCUAGAUUUCUGAGGGAGCUGAUCCAGUUCUAAGUCUUCUCAAAUCGGGAGACAUAAGGUCCUUGGCAGGGAUCUUCUGCCUUGCACAGACCAGUCACAGAGCCCACUAGCAGUGGGCAGUCAGACUCCAGUGGGCCCACGCAGGAGGGACCACUUCUCCCCGCUGCCCCCAGGACUGUCCUGCCCAUUGUCAAGGUCGUCCAGGACUCUUCUGCUACUGAGUGACUCUCCUGCACAUGUUUAGGGCCUGGGGAAGCUAUAACACAGGAAAAAUGAAUGGAAAAAACAUGGAAAACCUUGUUUUGCUUUGGGUUAGUAAAAUACGGGCAGGAAAGAGAUUACUAUCCAUCUGAGCUUUGCCAAGUGAGAUAAAAGAAUCAGCUGUCACCCCGUCCCUCUCCCAGAAGGUUUUAUAGUAAUAAGGAUACAUCCAAUAUUUUCCCCCAUAGAGUUUUAUUUAGGAGACAUUUCAUAAGUUACAUGAGUGAAAAAAAUUCAUGAUUAGGUUUCCGUGUGUGUUUCAAACAGACAUCGGCACCUCCCUGAUCGAGUCAAUCUCUGCCUCUCCUGCAGCAUCCCAGAAAGAGAUUCCCAGUGACGGCUCCCCUAACACGUGUCUUUACUGUUGUUCUAUGACUUACAGGUGAUGAUCUACAAGAUUUAGAAUUCUGCAAGGCUCAAAGGGGACUAAACUUUCUUAUGAUUGUAUAUUAUCAGUAACAGGGCUUUGAUUGCUAAUUGUUGGCUUUAAAUGUGAACACACACACAGCCUGUGCCAACAAGAGAAAGAUGUUUCCAAAUAAGGCAGGGAUGAUUCUGGAAGGUUGGAAGUGUAAGAUGAGAGGCGUGGCUGGUCCAUGUACAGCUGCCUACCUCCCUGUCCAAAGGCUGACCUUGGUACCCCCGUGCCCUUGCUCCCACCAAAAAGAGGUACCAAAUCUGAGACUUGAGAUCUCUUCCAACAUCAGUGCUCUGCAGUUCCAGGAAAUCAAUCAUGAAGUACACACUCAGCAGCACCUCCCCUUCCUUUCCUGCAAGGCCCUCCGUCCCGUUCCCCCGCCCAGAUACCGGCACACUUUCCACAUUGGAAGGGCAGAACACUGCAGCAUUGUGCACACGUGCUGGGUUAGGAAUAGGGCUGCCCUCGAGUCACCUUCAUGUAAGUAUUGACAGCUACAAAUUCAAGUCCUUAGAGCAGUUGACAUAGAUACUACGUUCUAGAAAAGAAUUAAAUUUAAACAUCAAGUUUAAAGGGAUCAUAAUUCUGCAGGUAUCUUUCUCUGAGUGACUGAAUGUGACUAUUGCAUUAGGGUAAAUGAAUUAAGAAGUGCAAGUGGGAUUUACUGUAUGUUAGAAAGGAGUUUUGCAGCCAAGACUGCCUUGAAUAAAAUGUGUUUGCACUGAAAAAAAAAAAAAUUUAAAUUACUUGGUCUCUGGUUGCUGUAAAGGUCAUCCAAGAUGGAUGUUCUGUUUAUAUUGUAUAGUAUUUCAUAUGAAAUAAUUACAGUUCAUGAAAUGUCUUCCCUAAUGUUACUGAUUUAUAACAGCACAUUUGUAACAUGGUUUUUAUCGUGUCAGUGUACCAUAUUGUAAAUGAUGAUUACUUGUCAUGCUUAGUAUAAUAACUUAAAAGGAAAAAAAGGACAGGGAUUUUUGUAAGUCUAUAUUUGAAAGUCCCUCCAUAUGGUAAUAUUGUGUUCAUGUUGUUUAUGUAGUGUUGUGUGAAAUAUCCAUUUUGGAUUGUGUUACUUUUUAAGAUAUUAAAUAACAUUUGGUUAUA
Molecule: messenger RNA, 10442 nt
Organism: Lemur catta (Ring-tailed lemur)
Lineage: Eukaryota; Metazoa; Chordata; Mammalia; Primates; Lemuridae
Gene: STOX2
Product: storkhead box 2
Exons: 4
Coding region: 1425-4205 (926 amino acids)
Biological process (GO): positive regulation of transcription by RNA polymerase II
Cellular component (GO): nucleus; cytoplasm
Molecular function (GO): RNA polymerase II transcription regulatory region sequence-specific DNA binding; DNA-binding transcription activator activity, RNA polymerase II-specific
Source: RefSeq, a predicted model, not a curated record